AUGCUCAGCCGCCGCGAGGACCUGAUGAAGAUGGUGCGGCCGCCCUACUCCUACUCGGCGCUCAUCGCCAUGGCCAUUCAGAGCGCGCCCGAGCGCAAGCUCACGCUCAGCCACAUCUACCAGUACGUGGCCGACAGCUUCCCCUUCUACCAGCGCAGCAAGGCGGGCUGGCAGAACUCCAUUCGCCACAACCUGUCGCUCAACGACUGCUUCAAGAAGGUGCCCCGCGACGAGGAUGACCCAGGGAAAGGUAAUUACUGGACCCUGGAUCCAAACUGUGAGAAAAUGUUUGAUAACGGGAACUUCCGCCGGAAGCGAAAGCGCCGCUCUGAAGCCAGCAGCAGCUCUGCAGUGGCUGCAGGGACGUCAAAAUCGGAAGAGGGUCUGUCCUCAGGAUUAGGGGCUGGAGCGGGUGGGAAGCCAGAAGGAGACAGCCCCUCUGCUCUGCUGAGGCCUUCCCAGUCUCCAGAGCCUCCUGAGGGCUCCAAGAGUGUCUCCUCCCCUGGAGGGCCUGUGCUCACCUCCACCCCUUGCCUCAACACCUUCUUCAGCAGCCUCAGCACCUUGAGUGUCAGCAGCAGUGGGAGCACCCAGCGAGCUGUCGCUGGUGGCCACCCCCUAGGGAUCCAGGGGGCCCACCUGCCCUCCAGCAGCACGUUUCCCGCCAGCUCCGUCUCGGAAGCCUCAGACAACUUGCAACUGAGCACCAGCAACGGCAGCAGCCAGAGAUCUUCCUAUUAUAGCCCUUUCCCUGCCAGCACUGGUGCGGGGCAGAGCAGUCCCUUCAGCCCGCCUUUCUACAACUUCAGCAUGGUCAACAGCAUCAUCUACCCGCGGGAGGGCUCUGAGGUAUAG
Molecule: messenger RNA, 855 nt
Organism: Myotis brandtii (Brandt's bat)
Lineage: Eukaryota; Metazoa; Chordata; Mammalia; Chiroptera; Vespertilionidae
Gene: FOXI3
Product: forkhead box I3
Exons: 3
Coding region: 1-855 (284 amino acids)
Biological process (GO): anatomical structure morphogenesis; regulation of transcription by RNA polymerase II; cell differentiation
Molecular function (GO): DNA-binding transcription factor activity, RNA polymerase II-specific; RNA polymerase II cis-regulatory region sequence-specific DNA binding
Source: RefSeq, a predicted model, not a curated record